UGCCCAUGUGCGCAUGCGCGUCGUCGUCGCGGCCGGGAAUUGGCUCUCCUCCGUCGUCAGCGGCUGCUGCUGCCGCCGCUGCUGGUGGCGCGGCGCUCUGGGGACGCCGGCGUCGUGUUUUUGGCAUAUGCUUGGCGGCGCCUGAGCUCCGUCCGCUGCGCCCCGGGCCUCCCUGUGCCGCCGCCGCCCGCCCGCCCCGCCGGGGAUGCUGAGCAAAGGGGCGCUGCAGCGCGUGCUCUCCGCCGUCAACAGGAGGAGGAGGAUGAAGCUGCUCAUGGGGCUCGCCCUGGUCGCCUACGUCGCCUCUGUAUGGGGCAAUGUGCUCAACAUGAGUUUUCCUUAUGGUUUUCUUCCUAACAGGUCUAUCCAGGAUAAUAGUGAUCAGAAAGUAGAAAAUAAGAUUGAAGAGGUUGUCGCGCCUUUAAGAGAGAAGAUCCGAGAACUGGAGAAAAGUUUUACUCAGAAGUACCCGCCAGUGAAGUUCCUAUCCGAAAAGGAUCGUAAAAGAAUUUUGAUAACUGGAGGAGCAGGGUUUGUGGGUUCUCAUCUUACUGACAAACUAAUGAUGGAUGGCCAUGAAGUUACAGUUGUGGACAACUUCUUUACGGGCAGGAAAAGAAACGUGGAACACUGGAUUGGCCACGAGAACUUUGAACUGAUUAAUCAUGAUGUCGUAGAGCCCCUCUACAUUGAAGUGGACCAAAUUUACCACCUGGCCUCUCCAGCUUCCCCUCCAAAUUACAUGUAUAAUCCCAUCAAGACGCUAAAGACCAACACCAUAGGGACGCUGAACAUGUUGGGGUUAGCAAAACGUGUUGGAGCUCGGCUUCUUCUUGCAUCUACCUCUGAAGUAUAUGGAGAUCCUGAAGUUCACCCACAAAACGAAGAUUACUGGGGUCACGUGAAUCCCAUAGGACCUAGAGCAUGUUACGACGAAGGAAAGAGGGUUGCCGAAACAAUGUGCUAUGCCUAUAUGAAGCAGGAAGGCGUAGAAGUAAGAGUGGCAAGAAUAUUCAAUACUUUUGGCCCUCGGAUGCACAUGAACGAUGGCAGAGUUGUUAGCAACUUCAUUCUGCAGGCUCUUCAGGGAGAACCCUUAACUGUAUAUGGGCCUGGGACUCAAACCAGAGCAUUUCAGUAUGUCAGCGACCUUGUGAAUGGGCUGGUGGCCUUAAUGAACAGCAAUGUCAGCAGUCCUGUUAACUUGGGGAAUCCAGAAGAACACUCUAUUUUAGAGUUUGCCCAGUUAAUUAAGAAACUCGUUGGCAGCGGAAGUGAAAUCCAGUUUCUGUCAGAAGCUCAAGAUGACCCUCAGAAGAGGAAGCCUGACAUCAGGAAAGCCAAGUUACUACUUGGUUGGGAACCUGUGGUCCCGUUGGAAGAAGGUUUAAAUAAAGCAAUUCAUUACUUUCGCAAAGAAUUGGAAUAUCAAGCAAAUAAUCAAUAUAUUCCUAAACCAAAACCUGCCAGGAUAAAAAAAGGAAGAACCAGACACAACUAAAAACUCUUUAAGUCGGAAAGGAAUUGAAAACCUUUCCUUGUGUUUGAAAGGUGUAAUUUGUCUUUUGUUAAAAAGACUUCCGAAACAGGUAUCAUGAAGAAAAACUGGAAAUUUCACUCUGAAGCUUGCUUUAAAGAAGUGGAUGUGCCUAAAUAAGAAAACUGCAAUCUUUGCCUUGCACUUUUUAAAUCUGUCUUUUUAUGUAAAAUAGGAUAGAAGCAUCCUUUUUUUAGUAUCUUCAAGUUUUUAUAUCUUGCUGUGAGAUCAUUUUGUUGUGACUGUCCUUGACAGUUUUAUUUACUGGUUUCUUUGUGAAGCUGCAGAUGGGAUGGGAAAAUGCCAAUUUAUUUAUAAAAAGUGGGUACUUUAAAUGAGAGAUACUAUGCAUAAAGGAAAAAAAGAGCAAGCAGUAUUGUCAGAUGAUUGAAAACACUGGCAUCUAGUAUUAUAGGAUUAUAAUAAAAAGAAUUCUGUAUGAGAGCUUUAUGUAUUCUUUUGAAAUUGGGUUUUCUCCCCCCAAAUGUUUAGUUCUAGUUGCACACUUGAAUUUGAAAAUAUUUUCACUGACUUUCAUGGAUAAAUGCUAUUUUAAAUCACUACUGUGUUGUGCACAAUCUGGGGGAAAGUUAAUGUAUUAUUGGUUACCAGUGGUUGAAUAUGCUAUUUUAAUAAAAUAUUGAAACUUACAAA
This is a messenger RNA of Podarcis raffonei (Aeolian wall lizard), 2191 nucleotides long. RefSeq names its product UDP-glucuronate decarboxylase 1 (gene UXS1). Gene Ontology annotation, molecular function: NAD+ binding; UDP-glucuronate decarboxylase activity. Lineage: Eukaryota; Metazoa; Chordata; Lepidosauria; Squamata; Lacertidae. Gene Ontology annotation, cellular component: cytoplasm. The record is from RefSeq and is a predicted model, not a curated record. Gene Ontology annotation, biological process: D-xylose metabolic process. The coding region runs from base 206 to 1501 and encodes 431 amino acids. The transcript is spliced from 15 exons.